Miniopterus natalensis is the source of this 1320-nucleotide messenger RNA. The record is from RefSeq and is a predicted model, not a curated record. NCBI's taxonomy places the organism in Eukaryota, Metazoa, Chordata, Mammalia, Chiroptera, Miniopteridae.
AUGGCAGAUGACCCCAGUGCUGCUGACAGGAAUGUGAAGAUCUGGAAGAUCAAGAAGCUGAUUAAGAGCUUGGAGGUGGUCUGUGGAAAUGGCACAAGCAUGAUAUCAUUGAUCAUUCCUCCCAGCCCAGCCGGGCGUGGCUCAGCGUGGGCAAAAAUAUUAGCAGAUGAGUUUGAAACUGCAUCUAACAUUAAGUCACUAAUAAACCGCCUUUCAGUCCUGGGAGCCAUUUCAUCUGUACAACAAAGACUCAAACUUUAUAACAAAGUACCUCCAAAUGGCCUGGUUGUUUACUGUGGUACAAUUGUAACAGAAGAAGGAAAGGAAAAGAAAGUCAACAUUGACUUUGAACCUUUCAAACCAAUUAAUACAUCAUUGUAUUUGUGUGACAACAAAUUUCAUACAGAGGCUCUUACAGCACUACUUUCAGAUGAUAACAAAUUUGGCUUCAUUGUAACAGAUGGUAGUGGUGCACUUUCUGGCGCACUCCAAGGAAACACAAGAGAAGUCCUGCACAAAUUCAUUGUGGAUCUCCCAAAGAAACAUGGUAGAGGAGGUCAGUCAGCCUUGCGCUUUGCCCAUUUAAGAAUGGAAAAGUGACGUAACUCUGUUCGGAAAGUAGCUGAGACUGCUGUGCAGCUGUUUUUUUCUGGGGACAAAGUGAAUGUGGCUGGUCUUGUUUUAGUUGGAUCUGCUGACUUUAAAACUGAACUAAGUCAGUCUGAUAUGUUUGAUCAGAGGUUGCAACCAGAAGUUUUAAAAUUAGUUGAUAUAUCCUAUGGUGGUGAAAAUGGAUUCAACCAAGCUAUUGAGUUAUCUACUGAAGUCCUCUCCAACGUGAAAUUCAUUCCAGAGAAGAAAUUAAUAGGACGAUACUUUGAUGAAAUCAGCCAGGACACGGGCAAGUACUGUUUUGGAGAUGAAGAUACACUAAAGGCUUUAGAAAUGGGAGCAGCAGAAAUUCUAAUAGUCUAUGAAAAUCUGGAUACAAUGAGAUACGUUCUUCAUUGCCAAGGCACAGAAGAGGAGAAAAUUCUCUAUCUAACACCAGAACAAGAGAAGGAUAAAUCUCAUUUCACAGACAAAGAGAUAGGAAAAGAACAUGAACUAAUUGAGAGCAUGCCCCUGCUGGAAUGGUUUGCUAACAACUAUAAAAAAUUUGGAGCUACUUUGGAAAUUGUCACAGAUAAGUCACAAGAAGGAUCCCAAUUUGUGAAAGGAUUUGGUGGAAUUGGAGGUAACUUGUGGUACCAAGUAGACUUCCAGGGAAUGGAAUACCAAGGAGGAGAUGACGAAUUUUUUGACCUUGAUAACUACUAG